Molecule: messenger RNA, 603 nt
Organism: Mesorhabditis belari
Lineage: Eukaryota; Metazoa; Nematoda; Chromadorea; Rhabditida; Rhabditidae
Source: the annotation of a GenBank genome assembly
AUGCGUGUCGACAAUCAUAUCCAUCUUCGCCAUAUCAUGCUCUACCACUUCGAAAAGGGAUGGUCUGCCGCAGAGUCGUUUCGCGAUCUCAAAGAACUUUUUGGUCAAGGAACAAUUGGACGUGCAACAGUUUAUGAAUGGUUCGAUCGUUUCAAGUCCGGUAACACAAGUGUUGAUGAUGAACCAGGAAGAGGACGGCCAUCAGAAUUCGAUGACAAGGCACUUCUGGAAGCCGUUGAAGAAGACGAAAGCCUGACAACCGCUCGUGGAAUCGAUCGUCUUCCAAGCAAAUGGCAAUCAGUUAUUGAUGUAGGCGCAGGACGCGGCUCCGUGAUCUACCGGGCUGAGUAUGAGCGCGAAUACAGCAGACGCAGUUUUUACAGGAAUCACUGCUCAAACCAUGGGAAAUACAUUUUUCGAACGAGUGGAUGUAAAUGUGAUGAAGGAUGGACUGGGGACAUCUGUAGCCUGCAACUUUCCGAAAUGAAAAUCGUCUAUUGCCAAGAAGACAGGGAUUGCUUUAUCAAUUAUCGAUGCAAACGGCUCCCGAAAAUGCCACUGCAUUGUGUGGAGAAUACGGAUAACUAUAAAAGUUGGGAAGUU